AUGUCCAGGCCCGGAGGACUGCUCUGGCUCCCCGUCUUCUACACACCCGCGUGUGUCAUGGUCAACUCCAAUGUCCUCUUGUGGUUCACCGCCCUGGCCAUCAAGUUCUCGCUCAGCGCCAGCCAAGCCCAGUACCCUGUGGUCAACACAAACUAUGGCAAGAUCCGUGGCUUAAGAACACCCUUGCCCAAUGAGAUCCUGGGCCCUGUGGAGCAGUACCUGGGCGUCCCCUAUGCCUCGCCCCCCACCGGGGAGAGGCGCUUCCAGCCCCCGGAGCCCCCUUCCUCCUGGACUGGGGUGCGCAAUGCCACCCAGUUUGCCGCCGUGUGUCCCCAGCACCUGGACGAGCGCUCUCUGCUUCAUGACAUGCUGCCCAUCUGGUUCACAGCCAACUUGGAUACGCUGAUGACGUACGUGCAGGACCAGAAUGAGGACUGCCUGUACCUCAACAUCUACGUGCCCACGGAGGACGGAGCGAACACAAAGAAAGGCAGUGAUGAUAUUACCAGCAAUGACCGUGGGAAUGAUGAAGACAUCCACGAUCAGAACAGCAGGAAGCCGGUCAUGGUGUAUAUCCACGGAGGUUCCUACAUGGAAGGCACAGGCAACAUGAUCGACGGCAGCAUCCUGGCCAGUUACGGAAACGUCAUCGUCAUCACCAUCAACUACAGGCUGGGCGUCUUAGGAUUUUUAAGUACGGGUGACCAGGCAGCCAAGGGCAACUAUGGGCUGCUGGACCAGAUUCAAGCCUUGCGGUGGAUCGAGGAGAACAUUGGGGCCUUCGGCGGGGACCCCAAGCGAGUGACCAUCUUUGGCUCAGGGGCUGGAGCAUCCUGUGUCAGCCUGUUGACCCUGUCGCACUAUUCAGAAGGCCUCUUCCAGAAAGCCAUCAUCCAGAGCGGCACCGCCCUGUCGAGCUGGGCCGUCAACUACCAGCCGGCCAAGUACACCCGGAUCCUGGCGGACAAAGUGGGCUGCAACAUGCUGGACACCACGGACCUGGUGGAGUGUCUGCGCAACAAAAACCACAAAGAGCUCAUCCAGCAGUCCAUCGCCCCGGCCACCUACCACAUCGCCUUCGGGCCGGUCAUCGACGGCGACGUCAUCCCCGAUGACCCCCAGAUCCUCAUGGAGCAGGGCGAGUUCCUCAACUACGACAUCAUGCUGGGCGUCAACCAGGGCGAGGGCCUCAAGUUCGUGGACGGCAUCGUGGACAACGAGGACGGCGUGACGCCCAACGACUUUGACUUCUCCGUGUCCAACUUCGUGGACAACCUGUACGGCUACCCCGAGGGCAAGGACACGCUGCGCGAGACCAUCAAGUUCAUGUACACGGACUGGGCCGACAAGGAGAACCCGGAGACGCGCCGCAAGACGCUGGUGGCCCUCUUCACCGACCACCAGUGGGUCGCCCCAGCCGUGGCCACCGCCGACCUGCACGCGCAGUACGGCUCGCCCACCUACUUCUACGCCUUCUACCACCACUGCCAGAGCGAGAUGAAGCCCAGCUGGGCCGACUCGGCACACGGGGACGAGGUGCCCUACGUCUUUGGCAUCCCCAUGAUCGGCCCCACCGAGCUCUUCAGCUGCAACUUCUCCAAGAAUGACGUGAUGCUCAGCGCCGUGGUCAUGACCUAUUGGACCAACUUCGCCAAGACCGGUGAUCCGAACCAGCCAGUUCCCCAGGACACCAAGUUCAUUCACACGAAGCCCAACCGCUUCGAAGAGGUGGCCUGGUCCAAGUACAACCCCAAAGACCAGCUGUACCUCCACAUCGGCCUGAAGCCCCGGGUGCGGGACCACUACCGGGCCACCAAGGUGGCCUUCUGGCUGGAACUGGUACCUCACUUGCACAACCUGAACGAGAUUUUCCAGUAUGUCUCCACCACCACGAAGGUGCCCCCACCCGACAUGACCUCGUUCCCUUAUGGCACCCGCCGUUCCCCGGCCAAGAUCUGGCCCACCACCAAGCGGCCGGCCAUCACGCCCGCCAACAACCCGAAGCACUCCAAAGACCCUCACAAGACGGGGCCUGAGGACACCACGGUGCUCAUCGAGACGAAGCGGGACUACUCCACCGAGCUGAGUGUCACCAUCGCCGUGGGCGCCUCGCUGCUUUUCCUCAACAUCCUGGCCUUCGCCGCGCUCUACUACAAGAAGGACAAGCGGCGCCAUGAGACACACCGGCGCCCCAGCCCCCAGCGCAACACCACCAACGACAUCGCGCACAUCCAGAACGAGGAGAUCAUGUCGCUGCAGAUGAAACAGCUGGAGCACGACCACGAAUGUGAAUCCCUGCAGGCCCACGACACGCUGCGCCUCACCUGCCCGCCCGACUACACGCUCACGCUGCGCCGCUCUCCCGACGACAUCCCGCUCAUGACGCCCAACACCAUCACCAUGAUCCCCAACACACUGUCGGGCAUGCAGCCCCUACACACCUUCAACACCUUCAGUGGGGGCCAGAACAGCACCAACUUACCCCACGGCCACUCCACCACCCGAGUAUAGCUUUGCGGGGGGCUACUACCCCUGCUCCCUCCCACAGC
Messenger RNA from Elephantulus edwardii (Cape elephant shrew), 2549 nucleotides. It is a transcript of the gene NLGN4X, whose product is annotated as neuroligin 4, X-linked. The transcript has 6 exons. Lineage: Eukaryota; Metazoa; Chordata; Mammalia; Macroscelidea; Macroscelididae. Gene Ontology annotation, cellular component: synapse; postsynaptic specialization membrane; cell surface. Gene Ontology annotation, biological process: chemical synaptic transmission; synaptic vesicle endocytosis; presynaptic membrane assembly. Gene Ontology annotation, molecular function: signaling receptor activity; neurexin family protein binding. Bases 1 to 2511 code for a protein of 836 amino acids. The record is from RefSeq and is a predicted model, not a curated record.